UUUCUUCACAGUGUUAAAGAGUCUCCAAGCUCUAAUUCUCUCUCUCACCAACAGGAAGGUAUUGAGAAACUUGGAGUAGAAUACAAGUAAAUCCAAGGAAAUGGAAGGAAUUGGAGUCCAGAACUUUCUAGAGUCGCCACUACUGUAGGGUUUAUCUGCACCGGAGGAGCUGGGAACCGAACAACCCCUCACCGCCAUGCAGAGGUGGCGACGGUAGCCGACUGUAAACCAAAGACCUAAAGACUUCACCUUUCUUUGCAUCCAAACGUUUCUCUCCAAAACCCAAAUCCGAUUACUUACGAAUUGUGAUGGGGAGAGGUAGAAAGCGGUCGAGGAAAAUCGCAGAGUAUGGGGGUGAGGGCAUUUUGGGAAAUCAAAAUUAUAGGACCAAACGGGAGGGAGGUGAAGGGAGUUGGGAUUCUCCGAGCUUGAGGAAGAGGAAGAGAGAAGGUGAAGCUGGAGGGUCAUGUUCUAAGAAGAAAUGUACCAAGGGCUCAAAUUGGGUUAAUUGGAAGUCUUCAAUGUGCCAUCAGUGUCAGAGGAAUGAUAGGGCCAGAGUUGUUAACUGCACAAGUUGUAAGCGGAAGCGAUUUUGUGUAUCAUGCAUUCAGAAUUGGUAUCCCCAGAUGUCAGAGGAGGCUAUUGCUGAUGCUUGUCCUGUAUGCCUUGGAAAUUGCAAUUGCAAAGCGUGCUUGCGUUUAGAUGAAACUAAUCAUAAUUUGAAUAGCAAGCUUGCAUUGCACGUUAGCAAAGAUGAAGAAGUGGAGCACUCUAAGUAUUUGCUUGAAGCAUUGCUUCCAUUCUUGAAAAGACUUAAUGAUGAACAAGUUAUAGAGAUGGUGAUGGAGACUAGAAGACAAGGGAAAUCUCUUUCGGAGCUAAAGAUCCAAAGGUCGGACAGCUCUCCUGAUGAUCGUGUAUACUGCGACAACUGCAAUACAUCUAUUAUUGAUUUCCACAGAAGCUGUCCUAUAUGUUCAUAUGACCUUUGUCUUAUCUGCUGCCGGGAGAUUCGAGAUGGAAACCAGCAAGGAAGUGCAGAAGAAGUGAUUGGGGAGUAUAUCAAUCGAGGUCUAGACUAUUUACAUGGUGGAAAGGGCAACUUAAUAAAAAAGCCUUCUGAAACUAAACUCAAGUGUCCUGUAAGGUCAACAUCUAAGUGGAAAGUAAGCAAAGAUCGAAGUAUUUUUUGCCCCUCAAAAGACAUGGACGGCUGUGGUUGUAGUGUUCUAGAACUGAGAUGCAUAUUUUCUGAAAACCACAUCAUAGAGUUGGUAGAAAAAGCAGAAGAAAUUGCAGAAACUAAAAAACUGAUGUAUGCAGCUGGACCUUCUGCACAGAAGUUUUCAUGGUUCAACUCUGCAGGUGGUGCUGACUCAAGAAGCAAUGAAUUGACGAAAGCAGCUUCUCGAGAGGAUUCGGAGGACAACUACUUGUACAGUCCAAGGGCUAUAAAUAUCCAACAUGAAGACUUUAAGCAUUUUCGCUGUCAUUGGAUCCAGGGUGAGCCUGUGAUUGUGGGGAAUGUGCUUGAAACUGCAACAGGUUUGAGCUGGGAACCAUUUGUCAUGUGGCGUGCUUGUCGUCAGAUGAGAAAUAUCGGGCAUGAUAGACACGUGGAAUUUAAGGCCAUUGAUUGCUUGGAUUGGUGUGAGCUAGAUAUUGGUAUCCACCAAUUUUUUACUGGAUAUUUGGAGGGCCAGUUUGAUGGGAAAAUGUGGCCUCGUAUUCUGAAACUCAACGAUCAGUCCCUUGAUGAUUAUUUGGAGAAGCGCCUUCCUCGUCAUUGUGCUGAGUUUAUUUGUUGCUUGCCAUUUAAGGAAUAUACCCAUCCUCGCAGUGGCCUCCUGAACCUUGCUGUAAAAUUGCCUAUGGAGUGUGUAAAGCCAGACAUGGGGCCAAAAAUGGAUAUUGCUUAUGGUGUGUCCCAGGAGCUUGGACGUGGAGAUUCAGUAACUAAGCUUCACUGUGAUUCAUGUGAUGUGGUGAAUGUUUUGACACAUACUGCUGAAAUGACGAUUACUGCUGAGCAACUUUGUACUAUAGACGGGUUGAAAAAAGAGCACAUUGAACAAGACCGAAGGGAAAUGUUUGAAAAUUAUGAGACUGUGGAUGACAAUGUUGAUCAUAAGGAGUCUGGCAGUGGGUCUAGUGUCAGGACUGCAAAGGGUAAACAAUGUUGUACUCAAGUUAAGAAUCAAAACAGGGUUGCAAUUUUUCAAGAAAAGACUAAAGCUCAAACUGAUAGUUGGAAUGGUGGAAAUUUUUCAAAGGAAUCCAUGUCUGAAAAGAAUGCAGAGGGAGGUGCUUUAUGGGACAUUUUUCGUCGACAGGAUGUUCCUAAGCUGCAGGAAUAUCUAUGGAAACACUACAAGGAAUUCAGGCACACCUACUGUUGUCCAUUGCAGCAGGUCACUCACCCCAUACAUGAUCAGACUUUUUAUCUGACAUUAGAGCACAAGAGGAAGCUGAAGGAAGAAUAUGGAAUUGAACCAUGGACAUUUAUCCAGAAACUUGGAGAUGCUGUCUUUAUUCCUGCAGGAUGUCCACACCAAGUUAGAAACUUGAAGUCGUGCAUUAAAGUUUCUGUUGAAUUUGUCUCCCCUGAAAAUGUUGGUGAGUGCUUACGUCUGACAGAUGAGUUCCGUACACUUCCACAAAAGCAUAUAGCUAAAGAGGACAAAUUGGAGGUGAAGAAAAUGAUUGUUCAUGCUGUACAUGAGGCUGUGGAGAUUUUGGAUCAGAAUUUGAGGUUAUGUAGCAUUAAAAACUUCAGGGGAGAGAAGCCUUCACAGCCCCCUGUUAAUAUAUGUAAGGGCAACAUUGCAAACAAAUUGAGAGAGAAAGCAGCUAGAGGACGACCACAAGAAGAAUCGAAAGAGGUUCAAAUUCUUGAGGAGCAGCCUUCACAAUUAUCACAGCCUAUAGAGCCUGCUAUUGAUGUUGGUAGAUUUGGAUGCACACGGAGAGAGGAAAAAGAUGGAGGGCAACCACAAGAAGCAAGUAGAGUAGAUGAAGAGGUCCAAAUUCUUAAGGGGCAGCCUUCACAGUCAGCACAACAUGUACAGCCCACUGCUUAUGUUGAUAGCAAGCAUACGAUGAGAAAGGAAACAGAGGGAGGGCUACUGCAAGAAACACAUGGAGAAGUUGAAGACGUCCAAAUUCUUGAGAAGCAGCCUUGGCAAUCAUCACAAACUGUACAAGCCACUCUUCAUGUUGGUAGCAUUGAACAUGCAUCUAGAGAGGAAAAAGCUGGAUGGCAACCACAAGAAACAAGUGGAGAAGAUGAAGAAGUCCAAAUUCUUGAGGAGCAGCAUUGGCAAUCAUCAAAAUCUGUACAAGAAACUGUUCACAUUGGUAGCAUUGGACAUGCAAUGAGAGAGGAAAAAGUGGGAGGACGACAGCAUGAAGGAAGGGGAGAACAGGAAGAGGUCCGAAAUCUUGGUGAAAAGCCUUCAAAGUUAUCACAACCUGAACCUGUCCAGCCCACUGUUGAUGUUGAUAAAGCGGUGCAGCAACUGGAUGAGCUCGUGGAGCUCCUUAGACAUUUUGAACAGAGGAGGAUACCGAUGGGAGGGAGAGAUGGAAGAAUCAGUUCUCAAUUCCAGCUUUUAUGCUCGGAGUUCUUGACUUUAUCUUUGCAUCUUGGUUAUACACCUAAUGAUACCAAACCUCACACUACACCAUCUGCUCAGCCGCUACAUGAUCCUCCAGUUGUAGAUCUUUAGAUUCUAGGAUUUGUUACUCAUCUAGGAUGAUGCCUGCCUGGUAUAAUUUUGGUUAUCUGAUGCAUAACUUAUGUUUUAAGUGUUUACUGAAUGAUGAUGGUUGAUCAUGAAAUUCGCCGUAGGCUUGACAUUGCGAAA
Rosa chinensis is the source of this 3866-nucleotide messenger RNA. Its product is annotated as lysine-specific demethylase JMJ25-like. Bases 309 to 3728 code for a protein of 1139 amino acids. Gene Ontology annotation, biological process: regulation of transcription by RNA polymerase II. The transcript is spliced from 13 exons. Gene Ontology annotation, molecular function: histone H3K9 demethylase activity; transcription coregulator activity; chromatin DNA binding. The record is from RefSeq and is a predicted model, not a curated record. Lineage: Eukaryota; Viridiplantae; Streptophyta; Magnoliopsida; Rosales; Rosaceae. Gene Ontology annotation, cellular component: histone deacetylase complex; chromatin.